AUGACCUCCAACAUCCCCGAAAUAAUCCUGCUCUGCCUGGUUCCAUCUUCCACCACGGCCUUUAAAAAUGCCCUCACCUCCCACUGCCCAACGCUGACCGACAAGAUCAGCAUCUCCCACUUCAACAAACCCCUCGACGAGCUCGAUGAGCACAUCAAAUUCGACCUGGUGGUUUCCCCAGCCAACUCAUAUGGCCGCUUGGACGGCGCAUUCGACCAUGCCAUUUCCGUCGCUUUCGCCCCGGAGGAUGAUUAUCAUGCUCUGACUCGGGCCGCUCAGGCUCAUCUGUAUGAGAAGUAUCGUGGGUUCGCGCCUCCAGGCACUUGUACCCUCGUUCCAUUCCCCGAGAAAUUAAGGAAGAAUCGCCGUGGAUGCAAAUGGGUGGCGAUCUGCCCGACGAUGAAGAAGCCCCAGUUGAUUGUAUGGGAUCGCGAGGUGGUGUAUGAGUGUGUGUGGAGUCUGCUAUGCGCGGUGGAAGGAUGGAAUCGGACUGCUGGGAAGGGCGAGAAGAUUGAGAGGAUUUUGAUGACGCCGUUGGGAACAGGGACGGGGUUUGUGAGUGAGGAAAGAUGGGCGGGGCAGACGGUGUUGGCGAUGAAACAUUUUGUCGAUGCGGUGGAAAGACCAGAGAGAUGGAGUGCGAUGGAGUGGAAGGAUAUUUCGGAGGAUUGCGUGGAAGUUGGGACGACGUGGAGGGAGAAAUAG
Aspergillus wentii DTO 134E9 is the source of this 705-nucleotide messenger RNA. RefSeq lists its product as uncharacterized. The record is from RefSeq and is a predicted model, not a curated record. The coding region runs from base 1 to 705 and encodes 234 amino acids. The transcript has a single exon. Lineage: Eukaryota; Fungi; Ascomycota; Eurotiomycetes; Eurotiales; Aspergillaceae.